This is a messenger RNA of Plasmodium falciparum 3D7, 834 nucleotides long. RefSeq names its product putative ubiquitin-like protein. The record is from RefSeq and is a predicted model, not a curated record. NCBI's taxonomy places the organism in Eukaryota, Apicomplexa, Aconoidasida, Haemosporida, Plasmodiidae.
AUGUAUGUAACGACAGGUACUAAUGAUAUUCUCCUUACCAUAAACGAUUAUGUAAAUAAAGAGACGGCAUCGUAUCAGUUGACUGACAUUAGUAAUAAUACAUUAAUAAGUGAGAUUAUUGAAAAAAUUAAAGUGUUAAAAAAUUAUACUUAUAGUUCUACAGAUUUAGUUUUAUAUUUUGCUAGAGUAGAAUGUAAAUUAAGUGAAAAAUUAUCAACAUAUAAUAAAUCGAAUAGAAAAACGAUAAAAUUAGAAUUAUAUUUGUCAAAACUAAUAACAAUCAAUGUUCGUACUUUACAAUCAUGUGGAACAGGAACAAGUCGAUGUAUUCCUUUCUGGUCUUUUUGUUUCAGACAAAAUAUAAAAAUUAAAAUUAUUGAUACUUGUGAAGUUAGGGUUCUAAAACAAAAAAUUUAUAAUCUCACGGACGAAUCGACAUCAAUACCUGUUGAAAAUAUUGUCUUAUUAUAUAAAGGCGCACCCUUAAAUAAUUUCCUAACACUGAAAGAGUCAGAAUUAAUAGACAAUUGUCGUAUUGAUUAUUUCGUACCUCUAUGUUAUAUUUACAAAAAAAAGAAAGAAGAAUCUGAUGAAGAUGAAGAUGAAAAUGAAGAAAAAUUAAAGGAACAUACAAAAUCUGAGGAUAAAAAAGUAGACACACAACAAAAUGAAAAUGUAAAAAGUGAAAAUGUUAAUAAUGAAAAUGUAAAAAAUGAAAAUGUUAAUAAUGAAAAUGUAAAAAAUGAAAAUGUUAAUAAUGAAAAUGUUAAUAAUGAAAAUGUUAAUAUUGAAAAUGUAAAAAAUGAUAAUAAUGAUAAUGCAAAAAAAUGUUAA